Messenger RNA from Poecilia reticulata (guppy), 1412 nucleotides. Its product is annotated as sialic acid-binding Ig-like lectin 12. Gene Ontology annotation, molecular function: sialic acid binding. Gene Ontology annotation, cellular component: plasma membrane. NCBI's taxonomy places the organism in Eukaryota, Metazoa, Chordata, Actinopteri, Cyprinodontiformes, Poeciliidae. Gene Ontology annotation, biological process: cell adhesion. The record is from RefSeq and is a predicted model, not a curated record.
CACAGUGAGCAGCACUCCUGACUCAGCGAGCCAACGGCAAUUUAGCACAGUAACGGCUGGUCAGAGGAGGCGCUCGCUGUCGCUCUUGUUUUAACAGUUUCAGUAUUUUUCUGAAACUUCUGGAUAAAAGUUUCUUCCGUUUGAAUGAACUGAAGGUUUCAAGCUUCAAAUCAGAAUGUUUGUUUUCAUCUGGUUAAUCGUGUCUCUCCCUUCUAACAAUGAUGCAUUGCAAUGGAAAGAAACCUGUGAAAAGGCUGGUUACUGUGUUGCUUUCAAUGAGGGUGAAAUAAGAGCAGAAGCUGGACUCUGUUCUGUGAUACCAUGUGCUUUCACAGUUCUCUUUGCACCCGCACGUAUUAUUUGGUAUAAAUGUGAUAAUGACAGAUGUUACCAUCCUGAGAUUAUAUUUCACUCUGACAAGAACAAGGAAAACAUUAAGGCUGGGUUCGAAGGUCGAGUGUCACUGAUGGAACCAGAUUUGGCUCAGAAGAACUGCGGCAUCAUAAUCAAUGAUCUCAACGUAUCUGAUUCUGGAAGCUAUCAGGUCCGAGUUGAGGGAAACGAAACAAAAGAUGUAUUUACAUAUAAGGAAAAAACAACACUAUCAGUAACAGGUCUGAACCAAACGCUCUCCGUGAUGGUUCCACUGACUGAGGGACAGCAGGUCACUCUGACCUGCACUGCUCCUGGUCUCUGCUCUGGGUCUCCUCCUAACAUCACCUGGAUAUGGAGAGGAAAAGGAAGGAAAGACUCUUUCAUCAAAGGAAACAUUACUGCUUUAAAAACUGAGAAUCUGACUGCUGUCACAAAGAGAUACAGUUCAACUCUGACCUUUAACACUUCAGCUGAUCACAACAACACCAAUAUAAUCUGUAAUGUCAGCUUCCCUGGUAACAUAACCAGAGUAGAGUCAGUUUUUCUGAACAUAAGCUCUCAGGAGAAACGUGAUUCUGCCAUGGUAGUUAUUCCCUGGGUCAUUACUGGUAUUUCAUUCAGUGUGCAUGUUUCGUGUAUGAUCUACAUUUGUUACCUUUGCAAAACAAGAGAAAUACCAAAAUUCACUGAAGAUCAAACUUAUAGGUCUCUGCAAAAACAUGAUACAUCAGCAAAGUAUGUCCAACGACCAGGCUAACAUGUCUCCAGAGAUCGCUCUCACUUGGAUCUUAGUUAAAGAAAACCAUAUGUAUUUUUUUAAAUCAAUCCUAGUAUUUUACAUGCAAUAGAAGGGUAGAUUUAUGUUUUCUAGAAAAUAAAAAAUGAUUUGAUCCAUAAUUUCUAAAUACAAAGAAAUAGUAACAGUCUCUGGAUAAGAAGAAUAAGAUAUAUCAUAUACUAUAACAAGAAUGAUGAAUUGCAUAGGUUUGUUUUUCUGGAGUGCAGUUCUUCAUUAAAUAAAGAUGGAUGAGAGAGAU